GGUUUAGGGCUGCCCUUGGUCUCUCUCUACACCAGUCACCUGCCUGGGGACCUCUCUCUGCCUCAGGGCCUUUGUCCAGCCCUGCUGGUGCCUCCAAAAUCCUGGUGCCCGUCGCUGCCUCGGAGGGCUCCGAAGAUGUCCAACAGCAACACGGCACAGGAGUCCCUGGAAAUUAUGAAGGAAUCGGAAAAAAAGGUGGUUGAGGAGUCUGUGAACAAAACCAAAUAUGUAUCCAGGUCACCAAGCAAGGAGGAGGCGGAGAAGGACGGGGGGGAGGAGGUCAGCGUGCGCCAGGAGUCUCAGAGGCGAACGUCGAGCCACGGGCACGCCAGGAAAAGAGCCAAGUCCAAUUCAAAGCUUAAACUGGUCAGGAGUUUGGCUGUGUGUGAAGAGUCCUCGGGCCCCUUUGUGGAUGGGCUGCUGGAGUCCCAGGACAUCAUCCAGCUGCACGUGAGCUGCCCCUCGGACAAGGAGGAGGAAAAAUCCACGAAAGAUGGGGUGGAGAAGGAAGAAAAAGACAAGAACAAAGAAAAAACACCAAGGAAGAUGCUCUCUCGAGAUUCCAGCCAGGAAUACACAGACUCCACUGGAAUAGAUUUGCAUGAAUUUUUAGUAAAUACACUGAAAAAAAACCCACGGGAUCGAAUGAUGCUGCUCAAAUUGGAACAGGAGAUCCUGGAGUUUAUUAGUGAUAACAACAAUCAGUUCAAGAAGUUCCCUCAGAUGACCUCGUACCACAGGAUGCUGCUGCACAGGGUCGCUGCCUAUUUUGGGAUGGACCACAACGUGGAUCAGACUGGGAAGGCUGUCAUCAUCAACAAGACCAGUAACACACGAAUCCCCGAGCAGAGGUUCUCUGAGCACAUCAAGGAUGAGAAGAAUGCAGAGUUCCCACAGAGGUUUAUCCUGAAACGGGAUGACACCAGCAUGGAUCGGGAUGACAACCAGAUCAGACUCCCCUUGCAGGAUGGGAGAAGGAGCAAAUCCAUAGAAGAGCGAGAGGAGGAAUAUCAGCGGGUCAGGGAGCGGAUCUUUGCGCGAGAGUCUGGCCAGAACGGAUUCCUCACGGACAGCAGCAAGUGGCUGCUGACAGAGCUCCUCAGCAGAAUCCCCGGAGAUCAGCUGGGGAAAUGUGGGAGAUCAGAGGCAGAAUUGCCGGUCCCGGCGCUGCAGCCUGUUCCGUACUCUCCAAGCUCCUGCCCCCAAGUCCUCCUGCCAGUCUCUCCACCCCAGCAGUACAACCUGGCCGACGAGCUCAGCAGCCCCUUCGGGCAGAUCAGCCUCAGCCGACAGGGCUCGACGGAGGCCCCGGAUCCUUCCUCGGCGAUGUUCCAGUCGUCCCUCAUCUCCCAGCACCCUCAGCAGCCAGGAUUCAUCAUGGCAACCCCUGGGCAGCCCAUUCCCACCUCCAGCUACUCCGCCUCGGGGCACACGGCCCCCACUCAGCAGGUGCUGCAGCCCCAGGGCUACAUUCAGCCUCCCCAGCAAAUUCAGGUUUCUUACUACCCCCCCGGGCAGUACCCGAACUCCAGCCAGCAAUACCGACCCCUCAGUCACCCAGUGGCCUACAGCUCCCAGCGCCCACAGCAGCUCCCCCAGCAGUCCCAGCAGCCAGGUUUACAGCCAAUGAUGUCCAACCAGCAGCAAACAUACCAAGGUGUGAUGGGGGUGCAGCAGGCACAGCCCCCCGGGCUCCUCAACAGCCAGAGGAACAACAUGGGGGGCCAGAUGCAGAGCGUGAUGGGGGUGCAGCAGGCACAGCCCCCCGGGCUCCUCAGCAGCCAGAGGAGUGGGAUGGGGAGCCAGAUGCAAGGCCUGAUGGUCCAGUACACGCCGCUGCCUUCGUACCAGGUUCCCAUGGCCAGUGAGUCCCAGAGCGUGGUCCAGCAGCCCUUCCAGCAGCCAGUGCUUGUGCCAGCCAGUCAGUCUGUGCAGGGGGGGCUCCAGGCUGGGGGGGUCCCCAUCUACUACAGCGUCAUCCCCACUGCCCAGCAGAACGGCUCCAGCCCGUCCGUGGGGUUCCUGCAGCCUCCUGGCUCCGAGCAGUACCAGAUGCCACAGUCCCCAGCCCCCUGCAGCCCCCCCCAGAUGCAGGUCCCCACGGAGGUGUCUCCUCACUCAGGUGACGGGCGGUACUCGCUGCUGGGCCAACCUCUGCAGUACAACCUGUCCCUCUGUCCCCCGCCACUGCUGCACAACCAGCCCGGCUACACGGCACACCAGGGGCAGACCGGGAUGAAACACGGGAACCGGAGCAAGAGACAGGCCCUCAAAUCGGCCUCCACCGACCUGGGCACCAGCGACGUAGGCAAGUGACCCCCUCAGGCAGUU
Messenger RNA from Manacus vitellinus (golden-collared manakin), 2331 nucleotides. It is a transcript of the gene R3HDM2, whose product is annotated as R3H domain containing 2. The coding region runs from base 136 to 2316 and encodes 726 amino acids. The transcript is spliced from 20 exons. The record is from RefSeq and is a predicted model, not a curated record. Lineage: Eukaryota; Metazoa; Chordata; Aves; Passeriformes; Pipridae. Gene Ontology annotation, molecular function: nucleic acid binding.